This is a messenger RNA of Chelonus insularis, 1674 nucleotides long. RefSeq names its product myb-like protein D. The record is from RefSeq and is a predicted model, not a curated record. NCBI's taxonomy places the organism in Eukaryota, Metazoa, Arthropoda, Insecta, Hymenoptera, Braconidae. Bases 824 to 1465 code for a protein of 213 amino acids. The transcript has 5 exons.
UACUAGACUGACGAGACCAACGAGAGUUGUAGCUCACGUUGUAAAAUACAGAGCUGUAGCUCUGGCUAAGAGGUUGUAGCCUUUUGGUUUCCCCGAAGAGUUGUAGCUCUCCGAAAAUAGGACUUGGAGGGUUGUAGCCUUUCGGCCAAGAGUUGGUGCUAGAUAACAAUCGAGAGUUGUAGCUCACGAUUUUGACCGUGUAGGAGUUGUAGCUCCUCGCUGACGAGUUGUAGCUUGUCAGUUACUUAGGCAAGGUCGAAGCCUUCCCUCGGAGAGUUGUUAGCUCUCAGAGUAUCCCGGGUUGAGUUGUAGCCCGACCAACUAGGGGUUAGGUUUAGGGGUAGACAUUUUUGGGGUGGGAUUUUAUAAUAUCAACUCUCUCUCGAGUAUAACGGCAUUUAAGUUAAAGUUUAUUUGUAAACCUGUACAAUUGGAAAUCUCGAAUAGAAGAAAUAUAUGUUGUAGAUUGUUUAUAUAAUAAAGUUGGAAUUGGAUUUUAAUUUGUGUCUAGAGAAAUUGCUUUGUAACGUAUCCGCCAUAGAAUCCUGGGCCAUAAAAUUUCGAUAAGCUUUAAAUUGGGGCGGGAAUUUUCUUGAGGUUUCGCCUUAAGAAAAUUCAGUCGUUACAAUUGGCGCUCGAACAGGGACUUGAACCCCGGACCCUCAGAUUUUUCUUUCAUUAUUGAGUUACGCAUGCGCAUCACAAUAUCGACUCGUUGAACAAGUUCCAUCCGUCCAUCUUAUCUACAGUAAGGGGUGAGAGAAAAUUACAUAUCAAAUAUGCAAAUAUUGCUGAAACAUGGAAUACAAAAGAUAUACAUAACAUGAUAGAUCCGCGAAUGCAACAAUCACAAUUACAUAAACAAAAAGAUGAAUCUACAAUAAAUAUUAAUAGAAACGAUGACAAAUCAAUAAAAGAUGAUAAUAUUAAUGUUGUAAAAAAUACUAACUCUAAAAAAACAAAAAAAAUUACAGAGCAUAAGUGCAAAUAUUGUGGUAAGAUUUUUCAACGUUUAAGUCCAUUUUUAAUCCAUAUUAGACAUCAUAAUAUGAUCCUGGCAUCGACCAAUCGUAUAAAUAUUAACGAUGACUUAACUCCUCAAAUUAAUGAUUCAACAAUGACAACUUUACAAAAUACAAAUAAUAUACUUGAGGUAACUGAAAAUCAUAAGGUAAUUGAAAAUCAUAAGGUAACUGAAAAUCAUAAGGUAUCUAAAAAUCAUAAUAAUAUACAACAUGUUACAAAUACCAAUAAUGAAAAUAAUAAUAGUAUUAAUGAUGAUAAAAAAAAAAAUAAUCGUACAAACAAUAAUAAGCCAAUAAUUAAUAUGCAUGAAAUAAAAAAAAUAUUGGAUAGGAACAAUAUCAAAAGCGAUGAUUCACAGUAUGUGAUGGAUUGUUUGUACGGGUUAAUGGCGUUAAAUGCUAAGUUAAAAGAAAUAGAGUCUUAUAUCCGUAUUAAAUAAAACACAUUUAAUAUAUGUAUUUACAAUAUCAUAUUGAAUUUUCUAUUGUAAUAUUCACUUCAAUAUUUAUAUCAUCAUCGAAUAAAAGAAUCCGUAUAUUCUUCAUCUAUAAUAUCUGAUUUUGUUUGUAUUAUAUUAUUGAUAUCAUUUUUUUUAUUUUCAUAAGUAAUCAUUUCAGAUUUUAAUUCUUCAACUUAAUUAAUUAUUAA